CGUUCAUUCAUUUGUGUUCCAGGUCUGAAGUCCUUCUCAGCAGUCAGAGUGUGUGGAUAUAUCCAACUGGAGGACAAACCCCUUUGAUUGGAUCCCCAUAGCUGACUGGCUGGUGUGGUGGAUACCCUGCUUGUCCCUCACAUAGUCCUGAUUGUGGAGAGCUCUGACCAGGUGGGAGGCCUUUUCACAUAGCACGCCGGACCAGGGAGGAAGACUUUUAACGUGACACGCCGGACCAUGGACAGGAAGAGGAAAUGGGUGCUGAACAGCGGUGCUUUGCUGGUGAUAUUCCUUGGUCGCAUGACCACAGGCUUAGAAGUGCCUCUUGACCCUAAGGUUCUGGAAGGAUUACCACAGCCUCCCACUAUAACCCACCAAUCCUCUAAGGAUUUCAUCAUCGACCCUCGGGAGAACAUCCUCAUCUACUGUGAGGCCAAAGGGAAGCCGCAUCCCAGCUUUUCCUGGACACGGAAUGGGACGCAUUUUGACGUGGAGAAGGACUCUAAGGUGUUGAUGAAGCCGAGCUCAGGGACGCUGGUCAUAGACAUCAGUGGGGAGAAGGCUGAGGCCUACGAGGGGAUCUACCAGUGUACCGCACGCAACGAGCACGGGACCGCAGUUUCCAACAACAUCGUCAUCAGACAGUCGAGGUCCCCCUUGUGGUCGAAGGAGAGGAAAGAGGCAAUCAUGGUACAGGUGGGAGUGUCUCUGGUGCUGCAGUGUCGACCCCCUGCGGGCCUGCCCCCUCCCAUCAUCUUCUGGAUGGACAACAACUUCCAGCGCCUGCCUCAGAACACGCGUGUGUCCCAGGCGUUAAACGGAGACCUGUACUUCUCUAACGUCCUAUUGGACGACACCAGGAACGACUACAUCUGUUACGCCCGCUUCCCCCACACACAGACCAUCCAGCAGAAACAACCCAUCACUGUCAAGGUCCUGGACAACAGUCCAUCGGGGGAGCGGCGACCCAGCUUCAUGGCUCCUCCGGGGCGGAGCAGCACCCAGAUGGCCCUGAGGGGAGGGGUUCUGGAGCUGGAGUGUAUCGCUGAAGGACUGCCGACUCCGGAGGUGUCCUGGUAUAAGGAGAGUGGCGAUCUUCCUAGCAGCCGGAUGUCCUUCCACAACUUCCAGAAGACGUUGAAGAUCGCAGAUGUGAUGGAGGCGGACGCCGGGGACUACCGCUGCACGGCCAAGAACAGCCUAGGCUCCGCCCAUCACAUCAUCAAAGUCAACGUCAAAGCGGCUCCGUUCUGGAUCAGUGCCCCCAGGAACCUGAUCCUGGCCCCGAAGGAGACGGGCAUCCUCACCUGCAGAGUCAGUGGAGACCCCAAGCCCCAAAUUGCCUGGUCCGUCAACGGAGUCCCCAUCGAAGACUCUCCAAAGGACAUGAGUCGGAAGGUGGAGGACGCCACAGUGAUCCUGAGCGAUGUCCAGACCGGCUCCAGCGCUGUCUACCAGUGCAACGCCUCCAAUGAGUUUGGCUACCUGCUGGCUAAUGCUUUUGUCAAUGUGCUUGCCGAAGCACCAAGGGUGCUGACUCCCCCCAACAAUGUGUACCAGGUCAUCACCAACAAUCCUGCCUUCCUGGACUGUGCCUCGUUCGGCUCGCCCAUACCAACCAUCACAUGGUUUAAGGACAGUCAGACCAGUAUCCUGAAUAGAGACCCAUAUGUGAUCCAUAAUAACGGUACCUUAGAGAUCAACGUAGCCCAGUCCCUGAACAGUGGCAAGUACACCUGUAUAGCCUCCAACAACCUGGGAACCAGGGAGAACCAUGUCUACCUGGAGGUCAAAGAGCCGACGAGGAUCCUGGCCCAGCCAGAGUACAUGGUGGUCCAGAGGAACAGAAAGGCAGUGUUUGAGUGUAAAGUUAAACACGACCCCACCCUCAUCCCCACCAUGAACUGGCUCAAAGACAACGGAGAGCUGCCUGACGACGAGAGGUUCUUGGUGGACACUGACAGUCUGACCAUCAACGACGUGACAGAGGAGGACGAGGGAACCUACACCUGUGUCAUGAACACCACCCUGGACCAGGACUCAGCGAGCGCCAUGCUCACCGUCGUUGAGGCUACUCCAACUCCUGCUAUUGUCUACGAGGAACCAGACCCUCCUACAGACCUGGAGCUGACUGACCAGAGAGAGAGGAGCGUCCAGCUCACCUGGAUACCCGGGGACGAACACAACAGCCCCACACAGAAGUUCCUAGUCCAGUAUGAGGACCUGCUCCACCAGGCUGGGGUGUGGCACAACCUGACAGAGGAGGAGGGCACCAAGACCACGGCCCACCUGGACCUGUCCCCCUACGCAUACUACUCCUUCAGGGUUCUGGCCGUGAACCAUGUGGGCUACAGCCGGCCCAGCCAGCCCUCCAGACAGUACAGGACCAACCCUGCAGCUCCAGAUGUGAAUCCAACAGAUGUCCAUGGUGUUGGAACUGAACACAAUAACUUAGUCAUCUCAUGGAAAGAGCUGACAGGCCUCCAGUCCAACGGGCCAGGACUACAGUACAAGGUGAACUGGAGACAGAAGGAUGUGGAGGAGGACUGGUCGUCUGAGACCGUGGCUAACGCCUCCAAGUAUGUGGUGUCAGGCACACCCACUUUCGUACCCUACGAGGUCAAAGUUCAGGCGGUGAACGACUACGGAAACGGACCAGCGCCCGAGGCGGUGGAGGGAUACUCUGGAGAGGACGUGCCCAUGUCAGCCCCAGAGAGUGUCCAGGUGCUGGUUCAGAACGGGACGCUAGCAGAGGUUCACUGGGAGCCUGUCCUCACCUCCGUGGUCAGGGGACGACUCCAGGGAUACAAGGUGUCCUACUGGCGUGAGCGUAGCCUCCACCAGGCAGAGGCACAGCAGGAGGAGCAGCAGGUGUUGGCCUUCAGUGGAAACAGGACUGACGGCAGACUACCAGGCCUCAAACCCUACAGCCUCUACACACUGAACAUCAGGGUGGUCAACGGCAAGGGAGAGGGGCCCCCCAGCCCCAAUCACAACUUUGAGACCCCCGAGGGAGUCCCAGGUCCUCCUUCCUUCUUGCGUAUAAAGAACACCAACAUGGACUCUCUGACGCUGGAGUGGGGUCCUCCACAGGACAACAAUGGUCGCCUCACCGGCUACACACUCAAAUACCAGCCAGUCAACAGCUCCAAUGAGCUUGGUCCCGUUGAGGAGAUGAUGUUCCCAGCCAAUGAGACCACCGUAAUCCUGUCCGACCUCAAGUACAGCACCCGCUAUAAGUUCUACUUCAAUGCUAAGACCAUCAAGGGCUCCGGCCCAACCAUCACAGAGGAGGCUGUCACUAUCAUGGAUGAAGCCUUUAUUCAGCAACCCAUAGUAGAUGUUGUCAAAGUGCAUUCGAUAGGCCCGGCGUUCACCAAUGUAAACUCAUCUGUGGUGGGAGAGGAGGGAGCAGUGAUAAGUUGGGAAUACUUUGGACCAGAUAAGAAUGUGUACGUGGAGUAUAUUGUAGAAAACAGUAAAGAAGACUGGACAAAAGAGUUUGUAAACGGCAGUAGCGGGUCCCAGACCUAUCUGAUAAAGGGCUUAAAGCCGGGGACGUCCUAUAGGGUUCGGGUGGUAGUUAAAGAUCACUCUGAGGCUACCAUACACAGUACAGAAGAGCUAGUGAUAACACUGCCAGAAGCAAUGAAAAGCAACCAGGUAGACCUAGCCACUCAAGGUUGGUUCAUAGGGCUGAUGUGUGCCAUCGCUCUCCUCAUUCUCGUCCUUCUCAUCAUCUGCUUCAUCAAGAGGAACAAGGGAGGGAAAUACCCAGUGAAAGAAAAAGAAGAUGCUCAUCAUGACCCAGAGAUCCAGCCUAUGAAGGAUGAUGAUGGGACGUUUGGAGAGUACAGAACAUUUUACCAAGGAACAAGGAAACUCUCCCUUCCUGACUCCCUCGAGGCAAGACAGCAUCUACACCUCUCUGUGUUUAAUUAACAAGACAGAAUCUACACCUCUCUGUGUUUAAUUAACAACACAGAAUCUACACCUGUCUGUGUUUAAUUAACAAGACAGCAUCUACACCUGUCUGUGUUUAAUUAACAAGACAGCAUCUACACCUGUCUGUGUUUAAUUAACAACACAGCAUCUACACCUGUCUGUGUUUAAUUAACAAGACAGAAUCUACACCUGUCUGUGUUUAAUUAACAAGACAGCAUCUACACCUGUCUGUUUAAUUAACAAGACAGCAUCUACACCUGUCUGUGUUUAAUUAACAAGACAGCAUCUACACCUGUCUGUGUUUAAUUAACAAGACAGAAUCUACACCUGUCUGUGUUUAAUUAACAAGACAGCAUCUACACCUGUCUGUGUUUAAUUAACAAGACUGAAUCUACACCUGUCUGUGUUUAAUUAACAAGACAGCAUCUACACCUGUCUGUGUUUAAUUAACAAGACAGAAUCUACACCUGUCUGUGUUUAAUUAACAAGACUGAAUCUACACCUGUCUGUGUUUAAUUAACAAGACAGCAUCUACACCUGUCUGUGUUUAAUUAACAAGACAGAAUCUACACCUGUCUGUGUUUAAUUAACAAGACAGAAUCUACACCUGUCUGUGUUUAAUUAACAAGACUGAAUCUAAACCUGUCUGUAUUUAAUUAACAAGACAGAAUCUACACCUCUCUGUAUUUAAUUAACACUGUAAAUACUGUAAUUACUUACAAAUAUGAUUUCAUAAUAAAUCAAAGCAACUUUUAUACAUUAGUGUGUGUGUGCAAAUAGCGUAUGUAUUUGAAUGUAACAUUAAAAACAGCUGUCAUGCUAUCAUUGAUGAGAACUUGUAUCAAGCUUUGCUGCUGAACGUGUCCCAAUCUGCACAACACUAUCUAGUGAUAUCAUCAUCAUUUGUGUGCCAAAUCUUUUGGGGGGUUUUUGUGUUUAGUUAGAAUAGUAAUAAUAAUUGUGGUGCUUCAAACGUGUUGACGGAUAUCAGACUGCUACUGUAAUACAUGGGUUGAUGGUUUGAUAUCAGACUGCUACUGUAAUACAUGGGUUGAUGGUUUGAUAUCAGACUGCUACUGUAAUACAUGGGUUGAUGGUUUGAUAUCAGACUGCUACUGUAAUACAUGUGUUGACUGUUUGAUAUCAGACUGCUACUGUAAUACAUGGGUUGACUGUUUGAUAUCAGGCUGCUACUGUAAUACAUGGGUUGACUGUUUGAUAUCAGACUGCUACUGUAAUAUAUGGGUUGACUGUUUGAUAUCAGGCUGCUACUGUAAUACAUGUAAUACAUGGUUUGAUAUCAGGCUGCUACUGUAAUAAAGCACAUAGCACAAUGUAUUUUCUCAUCCACCACUCUUCAUGUGUUCCUCCAUUGUUCUCUGUCUUUGGGGUGUAGGUCCCUGGAAAGGUAAGAGGGUUAGCAUUAUGCUAUUAGCAUACAGCAAGCCUGGCAUGCAACACACAACGUCUGAUACAGGUGUGUGUGUGUGUCUAACCUGAUACUAAAGGAGACAGCUGGACCUUGUCAAACCCAGCGCAGAUUAUACUAUGUCAGUUUAACUCACCUGUUUGUUGGCCAGCACCUGUAAUCCGGUUAUAUUUAUUUAACACUAACAGUCACUAAAACCAGAAGCUACUAUUGGACUGUAUAUCCUGUUUGGCUUCAUUUUCAGUUGCUUUCAAUGUUUCCUUUUGGGUCGAAAAAUGUCAACAUUCGGUUGUAUUUGUGAGUUGUGCCAUUGUAAUGUCGAUCUAAUAUAAGUAUAUACACAGAGUGUACAAAACAUUAACGACACCUUCCUGAUAUUGAGUUUCACCCCCUUUUGCCCUCAGAACAGCCUCAAUGUGUCAGGGCACGGACUCUACAAGGUGUCUAAAGCGUUCCACAGGGAUGCUGGCCCAUGUUGACUCCAAUGUUUCCCACAGUUGUGUCAUGUUGGCUGGUGGACCAUUCUUGAUACACACAGGAAACUGUUGAGAGUGAAAACCCCAGCAGCGUUGCAGUUCUUGACACAAACCAGUGUGCCUGGUACCUACUACCAAACCCUGUUCAAAGGCACAUCAAUAUUUUGUCUUGCCCAUUCACCCUCUGAAUGGCACACAUAGACAAUCCAUGUCUCAAUUGUCAAAAUGCUUAAAAAUCAUUAUUUAUCCUGUCUUCCCCCUUCAUGUAGACUGAUUGAAGUGGAUUUAACCAGUGACAAGGUACCAUGUCUUUCACCUGGAUUCAUCUGGUCAUUCUGUCAUGACAAGAUAAAAGAUAAUACUUCACCUUAUAUAAACUUAAAUCGGGUGCUAUGUCAUGGAAAGAGUAGGUAUCCUUAAUGUUUUGUACAUUCAGUGUUGUUAUUUCUACACGGUAUAAAUGUAUGCCAUAUUCUGGCAUAGAUGGAAUACGAGCGGUGAGGAAACACUAAGGACAGCAUUACUAAGUCCUAUAUACCUGUGUAUUGUCACCGUAGUGUUAAUGUUGAACAGGAUAUAGUGUCACCGUAGUGUUAAUGUUGAACAGGAUAUAGUGUCACCGUAGUGUUAAUAUUGAACAGGAUAUAGUGUCACCGUAGUGUUAAUAUUGAACAGGAUAUAGUGUCACCGUAGUGUUAAUGUUAAACAGGAUAUAGUGUCACCGUAGUGUUAAUAUUGAACAGGAUAUAGUGUCACCAUAGUGUUAAUGUGGAACAGGAUAUAGUGUCACCGUAGUGUUAAUGUUAAACAGGAUAUAGUGUCACCGUAGUGUUAAUGUUGAACAGGAUAUAGUGUCACCGUAGUGUUAAUGUUAAACAGGAUAUAGUGUCACCGUAGUGUUAAUGUUAAACAGGAUAUAGUGUCACCGUAGUGUUAAUAUUGAACAGGAUAUAGUGUCACCGUAGUGUUAAUGUGGAACAGGAUAUAGUGUCACCGUAGUGUUAAUAUUGAACAGGAUAUAGUGUCACCGUAGUGUUAAUGUUGAACAGGAUAUAGUGUCACCGUAGUGUUAAUGUUAAACAGGAUAUAGUGUCACCGUAGUGUUAAUAUUGAACAGGAUAUAGUGUCACCGUAGUGUUAAUGUUAAACAGGAUAUAGUGUCACCGUAGUGUUAAUAUUGAACAGGAUAUAGUGUCACCGUAGUGUUAAUGUUGAACAGGAUAUAGUGUCACCGUACUGUUAAUAUUGAACAGGAUAUAGUGUCACCGUAGUGUUAAUGUUAAACAGGAUAUAGUGUCACCGUAGUGUUAAUAUUAAACAGGUUAUAGUGUCACCGUAGUGUUAAUAUUGAACAGGAUAUAGUGUCACCGUAGUGUUAAUGUUAAACAGGAUAUAGUGUCACCGUAGUGUUAAACAGGAUAUAGUGUCACCGUAGUGUUAAUAUUGAACAGGAAAUAGUGUCACCGUAGUGUUAAUGUUAAACAGGAUAUAGUGUCACCGUAGUGUUAAACAGGAUAUAGUGUCACCGUAGUGUUAAUGUUGAACAGGAUAUAGUGUCACCGUAGUGUUAAUGUUAAACAGGAUAUAGUGUCACCGUAGUGUUAAUAUUGAACAGGAUGUAGUGUCACCGUAGUGUUAAUGUGGAACAGGAUAUAGUGUCACCGUAGUGUUAAUGUUAAACAGGAUAUAGUGUCACCGUAGUGUUAAUAUUGAACAGGAUAUAGUGUCACCGUAGUGUUAAUGUUAAACAGGAUAUAGUGUCACCGUAGUGUUAAUAUUGAACAGGAUAUAGUGUCACCGUAGUGUUAAUGUUAAACAGGAUAUAGUGUCACCGUAGUGUUAAUAUUAAACAGGAUAUAGUGUCACCGUAGUGUUAAUAUUGAACAGGAUAUAGUGUCACCGUAGUGUUAAUGUUAAACAGGAUAUAGUGUCACCGUAGUGUUAAUAUUGAACAGGAAAUAGUGUCACCGUAGUGUUAAUGUUAAACAGGAUAUAGUGUCACCGUAGUGUUAAACAGGAUAUAGUGUCACCGUAGUGUUAAUGUUGAACAGGAUAUAGUGUCACCGUAGUGUUAAUGUUGAACAGGAUAUAGUGUCACCGUAGUGUUAAUAUUGAACAGGAUAUAGUGUCACCGUAGUGUUAAUGUUAAACAGGAUAUAGUGUCACCGUAGUGUUAAUGUUAAACAGGAUAUAGUGUCACCGUAGUGUUAAUGUUAAACAGGAUAUAGUGUCACCGUAGUGUUAAUAUUGAACAGGAUGUAUUGUCACCGUAGUGUUAAUAUUGAACAGGAUAUAGUGUCACCGUAGUGUUAAUGUUAAACAGGAUAUAGUGUCACCGUAGUGUUAAUAUUAAACAGGAUAUAGUGUCACCGUAGUGUUAAUAUUAAACAGGUUAUAGUGUCACCGUAGUGUUAAUAUUGAACAGGAUAUAGUGUCACCGUAGUGUUAAUGUUGAACAGGAUAUAGUGUCACCGUAGUGUUAAUGUUGAACAGGAUAUAGUGUCACCGUAGUGUUAAUGUUGAACAGGAUAUAGUGUCACCGUAGUGUUAAUGUUGAACAGGAUAUAGUGUCACCGUAGUGUUAAUAUUGAACAGGAUAUAGUGUCACCGUAGUGUUAAUGUUGAACAGGAUAUAGUGUCACCGUACUGUUAAUAUUGAACAGGAUAUAGUGUCACCGUAGUGUUAAACAGGAUAUAGUGUCACCGUAGUGUUAAUGUUAAACAGGAUAUAGUGUCACCGUAGUGUUAAUAUUAAACAGGAUAUAGUGUCACCGUAGUGUUAAUAUUAAACAGGAUAUAGUGUCACCGUAGUGUUAAUGUUGAACAGGAUAUAGUGUCACCGUACUGUUAAUAUUGAACAGGAUAUAGUGUCACCGUAGUGUUAAUGUUAAACAGGAUAUAGUGUCACCGUAGUGUUAAUGUUAAACAGGAUAUAGUGUCACCGUAGUGUUAAUAUUGAACAGGAUAUAGUGUCACCGUAGUGUUAAUAUUGAACAGGAUAUAGUGUCACCGUAGUGUUAAUGUUGAACAGGAUAUAGUGUCACCGUACUGUUAAUAUUGAACAGGAUAUAGUGUCACCGUAGUGUUAAUGUUGAACAGGAUAUAGUGUCACCGUAGUGUUAAUGUUGAACAGGAUAUAGUGUCACCGUAGUGUUAAACAGGAUAUAGUGUCACCGUAGUGUUAAUAUUGAACAGGAUAUAGUGUCACCGUAGUGUUAAUGUUGAACAGGAUAUAGUGUCACCGUAGUGUUAAUGUUGAACAGGAUAUAGUGUCACCGUAGUGUUAAUAUUGAACAGGAUAUAGUGUCACCGUAGUGUUAAUGUUGAACAGGAUAUAGUGUCACCGUAGUGUUAAACAGGAUAUAGUGUCACCGUAGUGUUAAUAUUGAACAGGAUAUAGUGUCACCGUAGUGUUAAUAUUGAACAGGAUAUAGUGUCACCGUAGUGUUAAUGUUAAACAGGAUAUAGUGUCACCGUAGUGUUAAUAUUGAACAGGAUAUAGUGUCACCGUAGUGUUAAUGUUGAACAGGAUAUAGUGUCACCGUACUGUUAAUAUUGAACAGGAUAUAGUGUCACCGUAGUGUUAAACAGGAUAUAGUGUCACCGUAGUGUUAAUGUUAAACAGGAUAUAGUGUCACCGUAGUGUUAAUAUUAAACAGGAUAUAGUGUCACCGUAGUGUUAAUAUUAAACAGGAUAUAGUGUCACCGUAGUGUUAAUGUUAAACAGGAUAUAGUGUCACCGUAGUGUUAAUGUUAAACAGGAUAUAGUGUCACCGUAGUGUUAAACAGGAUAUAGUGUCACCGUAGUGUUAAUGUUAAACAGGAUAUAGUGUCACCAUAGUGUUAAUAUUGAACAGGAUAGAGUGUCACCGUAGUGUUAAUGUUAAACAGGAUAUAGUGUCACCGUAGUGUUAAUGUUAAACAGGAUAUAGUGUACUACACUUCUACUGUUAGAUUGAUCCACCAGAAUCAGUUCAGUUUUAAUUUCAAUAAAAGGGUUUUUGUACGACUCAGCCCCUUGACUCCAAGACCAUUAAGACCCCUAUGCAUUUUGGACAGAUCUGUUAUUUGAAUCCCUCUGAGUCUUUAAUGCAUGUAGAUUUAAUGGAUAGCACAUGGUCUGAUGUCUGCCUAGUAUGUGUGUUAUGUUGAGAAGCACGCCUUAUUGAUUGAAAUGGAAUCAUGUCAAACUAUUCGUCACCAAGUCCAGUCCCGCAGAACUAGGUGUUCCAGGCUUUUGCUCCAGCCAAGCUUGAACACAUCAUAAACAAUACCUUGGUCAGGUGAAUUAGGUGCAUCAAUGCCAGGCUGGAACAAAACCCUGCACCCCCUGUAUCUCUCCAGGACCAAACUUAGCCACCACUAUCUGACCUAAAGUAAACCGUUUCUCUGCCUCUCCCUCCUAAC
Salvelinus fontinalis (brook trout) is the source of this 10257-nucleotide messenger RNA. RefSeq names its product neuronal cell adhesion molecule-like. Bases 238 to 3942 code for a protein of 1234 amino acids. Gene Ontology annotation, molecular function: cell-cell adhesion mediator activity. The transcript is spliced from 30 exons. Gene Ontology annotation, biological process: brain development; cell-cell adhesion. The record is from RefSeq and is a predicted model, not a curated record. NCBI's taxonomy places the organism in Eukaryota, Metazoa, Chordata, Actinopteri, Salmoniformes, Salmonidae.